UCAAGUAUCUCCCCAACCUUGCAUUGGAUAUGCAAGAAGACAAAGCCUCGGAGAUGUUUUGGAGAAGCUUAGGCCUUACUGAUGGAGAUAUUAAUGGUAUUAAAAAAGACAACGAUGAGGACUACGAAAUGUGUUAUAAAAUGCUCAAAACCUGGUGGCAACGUGAUGGUACUUAUGUCAAUCUUGAAAAAGCCUUAAAGAAGCAUGAGUAUACAGCGACAUUUGAAAAAUACUGCCUUAGGAAACAUGAUCCACCUGCGGGGAAACCUGAGGAACUGCCAAAAAAGCUGAAGCAAGGAUGUGUUAGCAACGAAGACCUUCAGAACAUUUCUUCUAAAGUUCAGCGAAAACGUAAGAGAGUUGGGAGAGCCCUCGGGUUAGACGACGAUAACUUGGACGUGAUAGAGGAAGAACAUCGGGACAACAUAUCUGAGCAGUCCUACCAGAUACUGCUGAAAUGGAAGCGGAAGAGGGGUACUGAAGCCACUUACCAUGCCCUUGCACGAGCUUUGUGUGAUCGCACUGUCAUGAUGAAACAUGUUCUGGAUGGCUAUUGCCUCACAUGAGUAACCCUACAGGUGGAAUUAGAACAUGGAUUCAUAUAUACCUUGUUACGGUUAUAAUUUAGUUUCCUUCAUUACCUCAUAAUUAGCUGACUUUGGAAACAUUCUCGAUAUAGUUCAUAUUUCUUUGGACAAGUGAAAACACACUUAGCGACAAAAAGUUUAUCCAAGCAAUCCUGACAAAGAGGCUUAACUAUGUGGGUCAGUUAUCCUCUAUUUGGCUUACAUGUACUUGUUAGUAAUGGUAAGGACUAAGUGAGUCCAAUUUGGUCUGUAAUCAAACGAUUAAUAACAAAAUCGGACGAUUGCGCCAACGGGAGUCCGAUUUGUUUGUCACGGGUAUGAUAACAGACCGAAUAGGACGACACGAAGUCUUAUUACCAAUUAGUCAUAAAAGUUACAAUUUCCGAGGAAAGAGGAAUAGCCAAGUUAUGAAAGAAAGGGUAAAUUUGCAUUAGAAGACUAUUAUUGUUAAAGGUUAUGAGGAAAGCCCUAAGUUAGCAAUCUGUACACUGGUUAUAUGGUGAUUGAACCGAGGUUGUGAUUGGUUGAUUUAAACUACAACUUUCAGUGUGAUUCUCUGAUUUAAUCUACAACUUUAAAUGCGAUUGGCUCAUUCAACUGUCCGAUAACAACUUGGCAAGUGAAUUAGUGGAAAUAGGAGUUUUUUAAACCAAUGACAAUCGAGGAAAUUGUAUUUUUUUAAUGAUUAUUGGAGGAACAGAACGGAACGGAAUGAAAUUCUGUAAUUUGCGAAAUGAAAUGUCCACUACGGUCGCGAAGAAAUCAAUGCAUCGCCUGUGUGAAAGAAGAAUUGCGCUAUUUAGCCAUAAGAUGCAAAUUUUAAUUUUAGAUUUCUUCAUCAAUGUACGUAGUCGAUAAUUAGUUCGAAUGCGUGACAUGGCGCUUCUCUGAAAAGACAUCCACAGGACAAUGUCGCGUGACUAAAGGUGCACAAACAUAUCCAAAAUUUUCCCUUGCCGAUCUCCUUUUUAGUCCUUGUCAGUAAGAUCACUCCACAAAAACUGAAGGAGAUCUGGUAAAUCAUUUGACGCUAAACUUCUCUUCGAACACCCGAGUAACCUAAACUAUGGUAACUUGAAUGCCAUAUUGCCUAGCCUGUUUCAGUUGUUCAGUUAAUAAAACGAAGCGUGAUCAUUACACGGUAAAAAAACGAGUGAGGCUUGGGUCGGGUUACGUUAUAUACGCGACCCAACCCAAACCGCUCUUAUUGCGCUGUUUCCUCUUUCUCUUCGUUUUACUAACUGAACGCGUGGAACAGGCUACAUGAAAAAAGUGACAGAAGCGUGACGCAUUCUCCCUCAGCAGGAGAACAUUACGACAAUUUCGCGCCAUUUUUCUUUAACAGCAAAAAGUCCUAUGAUGGGAUGAGACAGUUUUGGUUGGGGAUUCGCACGUAUUCAUGUUGCGAAAUUUCAGAUUUCCAUUUCGCAGUCAAAGAUUUUGAGUUCAUUUCGCAGAUUACAGAUUUUAAUUUCGUUUCGGUUUACAAAUUUGUCAUGAUUUUAAGAUGUUCGUUUAAUUAAAAGAUACGGUAAACCUUCGCUGGUGUACAUCACGAAAAAAAUUGUUACCGCGCUAUUUGUAACGCACCACCAUAAGUUAUAUAUCAACAUGUAUCAAUUUUUCCGUUUUAGUUUGGUUUAAUCGUAAAUCAACUGAGGCACGAUCGAAAAGGACGAUGAGAGGGUUAAAUAGUCCCGUCGAAAAUUUCUUCCAGUCAUCGAAAACAGGAAUGAACUUUAUUUUCCUUGAGUUCACAAUUGAAUAUUUUUAAUAAGAAAAUCCCACUAUGACUGUUCUGAUUUAACUCAGAAAAGAAGAAUUCUACCAAUGCAAAUCCUAAAUAAAUUUGUAAACCAAGCCUGUUAAACUGUAGUUCAGUCCAAUUCGUUUCAUAAUAAUGCGAGAGAUUCCAAAGUCAUUUGUGCCAUAGGAUAAACAAAAUCAAUGUUGUCUUCUAUUAUACUAUCAUUUUUCAAUGGGAAAAAUUCUCCAUUUUGAAGAAAGCCCCAAUGUAGAAGUCUGUUUACUUUUUCUAUGGUGAUUGAAACCAAGGUUGGGAUUGGUUGAUUUAAACUACAAUUUCGCAUGUGAUUGGUUGAUUUAAACCACAAUUGAGAAUGUGAUUGACUCACUGAACUGUCUGAUAACAAAUUGUCUGUUAACAACUUGGCAAGUGAAUUUGUAGAAAAUAGUAGUAUUUUAAACCAAUCACGUGCACGAUCAAGGAAAUUGUAAUUUAAAUGAUUAGGUGUACUAAGCAUGAGUUAAUGUUUUUCAAGACAACAAAAUUGCAAGAGCCCUUGGGGCAAGUGCAAUAUGUAGUCUUUGAACAAUUUACAAGUGCUUAUUAUACCAAAUUUCAAGAGAAACCAUGUCAUUAAUAAUGAAUAAUAAUUAAUAAUGAUGUUAAUAAUGAACAUGAAAAAACCACUGCAGAAAGUCAAGACAGAUGAAAUUUUGAAAGCGUGUGCGCUAUUUGUAAUUUGCACUCUUGUUACAUGAGAAUGCAGUCCUUCUCAGCCAAUAAGGAGUGCGUAAUUUUUUUUAUGUACAUAACUGCCCACCUACCCCUCCCCUAACCCAACAACAGUCAAUUGAUGACAAGUCAGGGUUAAUGUUAGGUUAGGGGAGGGGUAGGUGGGCAGUUGCCUAACUACUGAUACUGAUCCCAUCAGGAUCAUUCUCUAUAUGUUUAUAUCCUCAAUAAGAUGAACCAUGUCAAAACAAUUUUGCAUAUGUCAAUAUGAGACAAAUCAAAACAAACAUUGUAUUGCAGUCCAAACAUUUACAUUAUUUUUUGAUUUCUUCAGUUCAUAAGUGUUCAAACUUCACUCGACUUCUCCAUAAUUAAAUUUGAUCAAAAUGUAGUGUAUGAAUUAAGAAAAAAAAUUUUUUUUGAAAAGAAAUCCUGACAAUGGUUCUGAUUUUAAUGAGAGGUGCUUGAUGCUUACCCGUAACACCUUACAUUUGACAACUAUUAGCCGAGGUGGCCAGUGGUGGAUAUUUACCGAGCCACCAGGCAGUAACGCAAGUAUUCAUCCCCAGCCAUGGACACUAUAUACUCAAAGACUAAGAUAUUAUGCCACAAAAGAGGAUUUAAACUCUUUCAUUCCUUCAAUGAUUAGAAUAUUUUUGGGUGCAAAUCCUGCGCAAGUUGCUCGGAGAUGAAUAGCAAAGGAUAUACGGAUUUUAAACAGCCAAUCAGAGUGCACCUCCAGGGCUAUCCACUGUAUUAGUGUGUACUAAAAAAUAAUAAUUAUUUGUAAAACAAACCGUUUUACUACGGUGAUAAAAUAGGCUCUUGUAUUCAUUUAUCUCUCUUUAAUUGUGGAUACAAGAAUUUAUUACAGUUACAAUCUAAAACUAAGACAGUUCAUGAAU
Molecule: messenger RNA, 3971 nt
Organism: Pocillopora verrucosa
Lineage: Eukaryota; Metazoa; Cnidaria; Anthozoa; Scleractinia; Pocilloporidae
Source: RefSeq, a predicted model, not a curated record